AUGGCGCAACUAAAUAUUUUUGAUUUACCGGAAUUACUAGAACAGAUCUUAUAUUUUUUAAAAAUUGAUCGAUGCCUUUAUCCUGUUUUAUUCGUCAACCACCUUUUGUAUCACUGCGGUGCUCCUAUUCUAUGGCGAGAUAUUGAUUUUUUCAUAGAUUGUCAAGGAAACACAUAUAAUAACAAUUCAUCUAGAGAUCUUUAUUGGCGAUUAUUGAAGUUUAAAAGAGUUAUGUGUGAAAAGAUAAAGCCACUCUAUUGUUCAAAGAUGGUAUAUCUUAGUUUGGAAGGUUUAAAAAUCUCAGAUGCUUUGAUCAAAAUUGCAAAAUUUUGUCCAAAAUUAAUACACUUAAGUCUUAAUUCAUGUAAAUGUCUCACUAAUCAAUGUAUCACUGAAAUUACUCGCUCGUGCCCAAAACUUAGACAUGUUGAGCUUGGUGAUUGUUCGAUCAGUAAUAAAGCUGUCGAGGAAAUAGCCCACAACUGUACUAAUUUGAAAUAUCUUAGUUUGGAGGGGUGUAAAGGGAUUAGCGAAGAAGCGAUGAAAAAACUUAAUCCUAAAAUUAAAAUCGAAUAUCCUGAUUAUUCCGAUGAUGAUUUCUCGGUUUCUGAUUUACCUCCACUUAUUCCAAUUUCUACAUUCAGGGAUUAUAUCAGAGAAGUGUCAGGUCCAACUAACCCAGAACGAAUUAAUUUAUUAAAUAGUCUCGCUCGAGUCAUUGAUCAAGGAUUACAUCGAUCGUGGCAAGGGCUUUAG
Messenger RNA from Dentiscutata erythropus, 756 nucleotides. The record is from the annotation of a GenBank genome assembly. Lineage: Eukaryota; Fungi; Glomeromycota; Glomeromycetes; Diversisporales; Gigasporaceae.